CGUGGCGAGUGAUGCGGCGGCGGCGCGCGGCCCAUGUCCGGCGAGCUGAGCGCCGACCAGCUGCAGCAGCUCUACCUGUGCAGCCUGCUGCUCGCCAGGAAGCGUGAGCAGCCGAUCUUCUCGUGCAAAGCGCACGUCUUCCACAUCGACCCCAAGACGAAGCGCUCGUGGAUCUCGGCGUCCAGCGCGGCGGUCAGCGUCUCCUUCUUCUACGACUCGACGCGCAGCCUGUACCGCAUCAUCAGCGUCGAGGGCACCAAGGCGGUGAUCAACAGCACCAUCACGCCCAACAUGACGUUCACCAAGACGUCGCAGAAGUUCGGGCAGUGGUCGGACGUGCGCGCCAACACCGUCUAUGGCCUGGGCUUCUCGUCCGAGGCGGAGCUCAACAAGUUCAUCGAGAAGUUUCAGGAGGUGAAAGAUGCGACUCGUCUGGCAGCAACCAAAGCUCUGGCCAACGGUGCCGCAACAGGUGCGACACCUGUCACCUCCGCCAACGCAUCCCCCGUCACUGCCAGGGCCUGUGCCACAGCCUCUGCUGCCGCCGGGUCCCACACUCACCCUAUCGGGGACGGCCCGCUGCUGGAACCACCGGCCUCCUCCAACCCUGGGCCCGGAUCCACAGUCAACUCCGUGGCGGUUUCAGCACCACCGGGAGCGGUAGUGGCUGCUGCGCCCUCGUCCGGACCAGUGAACAGUGGCCACAACCAGAGCCAUAACCAGAGUCACAACCAGAACCAGAACCAGAACCAGGUGGGCGACACCAAGAGCCACCAGCGCACCCAGUCCCUGCCGGGGGGCGGCGGCGCCCUGCAGGCAGGAGAGAGCCCCAAACAUCAGCCAAAGUCUGGAGAUAAGAGCCCAGCUCCUGUGUCUGCAGCAACACCCGCCAUUGCUAACCUGCCUCCAGAAGCACAACUUAAAUAUGAAAAUGAUAGGCUGAAGCUUGCUCUAGCACAGAGUUCUGCUAAUGCGAAGAAGUGGGAGGUGGAACUCGCAACUCUGAAGAGCAACAAUGUCAGAUUAACAAGUGCCCUCCAGGAAAGUACAGCGAAUGUUGAGGAAUGGAAGCGGCAGUUGCAUUCUUACAAAGAAGAAAACCAGAGGAUUAAAACUAAGUACAUAGAGCUUGAAGCAGCAAAAGGAAAUGCUGAUGCAGCAGCAGAACUGCGAAAAGAACUACAAGCUCUAAGGCAACGAGUGGAGACCUUGGAACAUGAGUUGAAAGUGAAAGAUGAUGAAGUGAAACGCCUCGGAAAGCAGCAGGCUGCACCUGACCAACAGUCACGCUCCCAGGACGAACGUAUCAAGAACCUACAGCAGGAGAACGCCGAGCUGCAGGCGGCUGUGUCGCUGGCACAGGCGCAGCUGGAGACGGCGCUCGCAGCCCAGGAGUCACAGCGCCGUGUACUGGACACACUGAAUGCACAGCUGGCGGCACAGCUGGCUGAGCUGGCUGGCAUCCACCGUGAGAUUGCCACUGCCCUGCAGACCUGAGGGCAGCCCCCCGCGGCCCCCGCCCCCCCGAGGCACCCCCACUGGUCCUCCGUCUGACGCCGGGCUCCUGGGGGAGGCGACCGGCAUCUGGCUCUGGAGCUGGAACUGGGACUGGGUGUGGAAGACGGACGCCGGCAAUAACGACAUUUCCGUGUUACAGUUUAUUUUUGAGGGAAAAGUGUUAUUGAGCAAUGGAAGAUUAAAAACACAGAUAACCUACUACAUUGUUUAGUGAUAAAAUAAUUUUUUGUUUUUACAAAUCCAAAUGGCAUCCAGAUGAGGUUGCAAGCUAUGUUCAGUUUCUUUCUUUGUUUCAAUUAUUUAAUUGAUACUUCUCGUGUGAAAUUUUGUGGUAUGAUCUGUGAAAAUAUAGACUCUUGAACUAUAUGCAGUCAUUAACCGAAAGUGUUGUCCUAUAUAUAUAUAUACAUAAAGGGAAAAAGUGGGAAAAUGUAUCAAAAUUUGUUAAGAGGUGACAGAGUUUUAAAUGCAUCGAAAUCUGUGUGUGUACCUUCGUCUCCUACAUUUUUAAAAUUAAGGUAAAGACAGUGCAACUAAUCUAAAGGCGUGUGGUGAACUGCAGGUCCGUGCUGAAUUUUAGCAUAAGUGUUUUGGCAGGUAGAUCAAUUUCUACACGUUAACUUUAAAACUUAAUUCUGAGUGUGUUUCAUUUCUUUUGUUCUCAGCAGUUACUUGUGAUCAAUUCAAUCUUAAUCUGGAAACACACUGAAUUUAUGAAAUGUGGCACUCAAAAAUCGUCAGCAUAUAAUAUUGGAUGCUGGUGAUAAGCUACAGAGAAUGUUAGAUUCCACACAGUGCCUCAUGAUGUGAGGGUAAAUUCAUGUUUUCACCAUUUUAAUGUGUUUGCAUGUGUACCGUAUCAAAUGUGGAAUGAAACUCUUUGAAACAGUCCAUGAAACAAGUGUUUAAUUGCAUAGCUGGGAUUACUUUUUCGUUCCAAAUAUUACUCAUUUACUAAAAAAAUCAGAGCUUUGCAUCUGGAGCUAAAAUUAUUGCAUUUUAGAUAGACAUCAUUAAUCUAAAUACAUGUUUAACUCGGAAAGUGGAAUUACUUCUCCAUUCUCAAAUAAAGAAUCAUGUAUAAUGUUGAAAAUGGCAGUGCAUUUUCUUGACUGAUUGAGACCAAGCUGAUAGAGUUCACAUUGAACUGUACUUAUUAAUAAUUGGCGACUGACCAUGAAGAGCACAAGACUUUGGAAAUGCACAUGUUUGAUAUCCCCCCCUUUUGUGGCUUAGCUUUAUUUUCCAUUAAAACUGAGAGCAGAUGCCUAUUUCGAAUGCACCCUUCCUGAGUCCUAAAUUUUUGUGCCAUAGAAAAGUGCCGCUGUCUCGGCGUAACAAAAAUAGAUUUUCGUGCUGGAUUUAAAAAGCGUGAAGCCACAUAUGUAGCUUCUGACAUUAUACACAUGUACAAAAUAUUGCAGAUUUCUUUUUUACACUGAAAUGUUACAUGCAAAGAAUGAAUGUUUUCCUCAGUAUUUGCGUGACUGACACUCUGCACUUGCAUGUGUGUGUUCUAAGCACUGCCCAUUCAAGACUUCACUAAAUUGUAAUCAUUUUUUAAAUCAGACUUUUAAAAAUCUGAUAAGUGGGUGGAUUUAAUGUAGUUGUUAUGUAAUUGUGCAACAGAUUAUUUCCCUUGUUCAGCAAGAUAUUACCAAAGGACAAAAUAAAAUGCUAUCUAUGUAAGUAUGUGCUUUCAUAUAAGUGAGACAGUGAUAGUUUUUAAAUAUUUCUCAAUUGACAAGAUAAGAAGGCAGAAGAUAAUAUUGCUUGGUGUGACUGUCAGCUUUUCACCGUACAGCUAUAAUCUGUAUACUUUUGCAACAACUCUGUCAUCGCAUCAGCGGCGUCCGUCAAGGUUUUUGUGACAGUGAUGCACUUGAACUGAAUUUGGUCUUCUGAAGUCCUCAUAAAUAUUUAUUAUGCUGAAAAAGUAAUUUCCAAUUUUCUUCUCUGAAUAUCAGUGUGAGGUCUAUUUAUCAAUUUCUUGGGAAAGUUGUUCUAAACAUUUAUCUAAUGGUGUCAAAUUUUGAGAGAUCAGAAAUAAUGUCCUGCAACCAGUUGUCCUAGAACUCGUUAGAUGGAUUAGAGGGUAACAAACUUGCACUUAAAAUUAGUAGAUUUUCAGCUCGUUCCUGUAACUGUAUUAGGAACAACUAAUAAAAGUCAAAAAGAACCACCACACUUAACUCCCUUGUCCUGUUGUAGAGAUUUAAUGUGAUGUAAAAUAUAAACAUGGGCAGUGCCCAUGCUGAAAACAUAUGUCGAUAUUUGUGCUUUAUUUACCUGAAAGAAAAUUUGUAAAACUAUGUUACUGUUGUAUCCUGUUCAAACAUUAUUCGAGUGAAAAUGAAUGAACUUUGUUCAAAGAGAAA
Messenger RNA from Schistocerca americana (American grasshopper), 3896 nucleotides. RefSeq names its product homer protein homolog 2 (gene homer). The coding region runs from base 34 to 1497 and encodes 487 amino acids. Gene Ontology annotation, molecular function: G protein-coupled glutamate receptor binding. The record is from RefSeq and is a predicted model, not a curated record. Gene Ontology annotation, biological process: G protein-coupled glutamate receptor signaling pathway; regulation of store-operated calcium entry. Gene Ontology annotation, cellular component: plasma membrane; dendrite; cytoplasm. The transcript is spliced from 9 exons. NCBI's taxonomy places the organism in Eukaryota, Metazoa, Arthropoda, Insecta, Orthoptera, Acrididae.